Paraphaeosphaeria sporulosa is the source of this 2033-nucleotide messenger RNA. RefSeq lists its product as uncharacterized. Bases 411 to 1859 code for a protein of 482 amino acids. The record is from RefSeq and is a predicted model, not a curated record. Lineage: Eukaryota; Fungi; Ascomycota; Dothideomycetes; Pleosporales; Didymosphaeriaceae. The transcript has 2 exons. Gene Ontology annotation, molecular function: protein binding.
GAACGUCAACCCGCUCAAUCCGCUUAACCGUGAAAGUAACGAUGUCACGAUGGAGGACAUCCUGGAUCCUCGAGCUCCUAAUCGUCGGAUCCCUUUACCAACCAUUGCUUCUGCGUCUCGACGGUCCAAGUAUGCGGAUCUUGAUUGGGAUGGUCAUCGAGAAAAGCUUUACGAGUUGUACAUUCAAGACGGGAAAACUCUAUUACAGACGAUGGAGAUCAUGCGAGAAGAGUUCGAUUUCGAUGCGCCGUAUGUAUUGCUAGUCUUCCUCAACGCACCGAUUUGUUCACUUCGCGAACUUCCGUACUUCCCAAUGCACAUUGUCUGACUUCUUCAGAGCCAAAGCAUUCAAAGACAAGUUCAAGUACUGGGGCUUCCAAAAGAACUUGCCCAGAGAGACGGCUCAGUGGAUGGUUCGAAGGGCGUUGUUGAGGAAAGAAAGAAGCAAGGAGACACAAUUCGAAUAUGGAGGUCAGAAGUGGACGCUGGAACAGGCUCUGAGCCGCGCCAGUCGUUCCAAGAAGCCAAUAGAAGAAUUGGCAAACACACCGGAAGGCAUGGUAGUUACUACUCCGGACAACCCGAACGACGCAGUUCCGCCAGGCAAUCACGAUGAUGAUGAUGAAGAAGAAUUUCCGAGGAGUCCCAGUGUUACUGCCAUAGGCUCUGAUACCCUGCCAGCUGCGCGUGGUUUGCCGCUGAGCUACAAUGGCAAGACCAGGCAGGACCUCGCCGAUAUUCUCAAAGUUGCGCGAGCAUCUGCACAGCAAAAAGAUGCUGCUAAAGCAGAGCAGGCUUAUAUUGACGUAUUUCGUGGUCUCGAGCACCUUCUAUCGCCUACCGCUGUGGAUACUGUCAAAAUCGGAUACGAAAUUGCAUCAUUUUAUUGGGAGCAAGGCCGUAAGGCUGAUGCAGAUGGCAUGCUGGAGACCAUGUCAGCAACCCAUAUAAAAGAGCUGGGCAUGCAUAAUCGUAGCACCCAACAGCACAUCCUUCACGUCGUAGAGAUGUUGAACAGCUGGAAGCGGGGCGAGGAUGCUCUAGUGAUGUUACAACACGCCAGAGAUAUCGAAGAAAUUGAAAGGGAUGCUCGUCCUCGGAGGAGAAACAGAGCGCAAAACAUGGCAACCUCGAGCCUUUCAGUAGAUGAGAAGCUCCAAUCGCUCUAUACCGAGGUCGAUAGCGCGGUGAAUUCUACCCCCAUCGACGAAGGGCUCGUCAACGCUCGUAUUUUCAUGGGCACAAACCAUCCCACCAUUGAGGUCUUACUGAAAGCCAUUGAGAGACAGUGUUUGGAUGGACCAUCAGGAAUGGUUGCCCAAGGACUGCGAGCAAGAGCUGAGCUUCUCAAACAUUACAUCAGCAAGGGUGGCCGUCUCUCGGCUGCAGACAAACAUGCCUUUGAAACUGCAGGAGAUCGUCUGAAAAUUUUCUGGCGUCGCACCCGCUGGGACAAGAAGCAGUUUCAAAGUCAUGAGGUUAUAGAGGCUUCUCUCGAGCUUGCUGCCGGAGUGCUACGUGGCAAACUGGUGCAACACGCCCGGUGGAUGUUCGGAGAAAUCGAGAAGAAGGCAACUGAUGUCUUCGGAGCAGAUGAUGAGCGGACCAUCUGGACGCUAAUCAACAUUGGAAUCAUAUACCAGACAUACAGAACCUGGGAGGAGGCUAGGCGCUGGUUUGAGACAGCGCUUGCAGCUUCCCUCGCAGCGUGGGGCACUAGUGAUGGCGUAACUAGAGCUCUGGAGAAUGCUAGGGACAAUCGUCAUUUUGCUUAUCUCAACGACGAGGGCAGACCGUUCGAGACCAUUUUUGGAGUAUGUGGCAUAACGAUCCGUCCAACGAGGCUGCAUCUGGAGUAAGGAAUCAUCUGUAGCUGUCGUCGUGCGUGGAAUAAAGUAGGGCUAGUCACAGCGAUAGCCAAGUCGUUCCCGUGUUUUUGAUGCGCCUCUGCUAUAUCUUCACAUUCCCACGAGAGUCGUGCUUUCAGUGCCUACUCAUGGUCGAAAGGGAAAUUGUGAUAGAGACAGCUGCAG